AUGGAAGCCAUUGAUGCUGGUAAAAUGAAUACAGAUGUUCAAUAUCGAUACAAUUUUCUCGCAAAAUUUCUUCAUUUCACAAAAGAUGAUAUUAGUGUGCUCAAUAAAGUUGCACCAGCCCUUGUACCACUUGUACCAACAGUAGUCGAUGCAAUUUAUAAAAAUUUAUUCUCAUUUGAUGCUACCAAGACCGUAUUUGCCACUCACAAGGUGCAUUUUCAAGGCAAUGCCACGGCAACUCCUGGUGGUCUCGAUUUAACUCCAGAACGUGUUACUUUUCUUAGUGAUAUGUUGGCCACAUACUUGAAAAAAGUUUUAACACAAACCGAAUGGGACAAGGGAUUUCUCGAAUAUCUAUCAAAUCUUGGUAAAGUACAUGCCAAUAAGGCUGAAUCUAAAAAUAUUGAUGUAAACUAUGUUUACAUGAAUGCAACACUUGGAUAUGCCCAAAAUCUUAUUGUUAAUGCUCUUUUGAGUAAUGAUCUUGGUUUAGAUGAUAAUACAAAAAAGGCUGCUGUAUUAGCAUUAAACAAAUUCUUGUGUAUUCAAAAUGACUUCUUUACAAUGCAUUAUAUACCACAUUAA
Messenger RNA from Rotaria sp. Silwood2, 585 nucleotides. NCBI's taxonomy places the organism in Eukaryota, Metazoa, Rotifera, Eurotatoria, Philodinida, Philodinidae. The record is from the annotation of a GenBank genome assembly.